AUGAUAGGAAGCAUCGACUGUAUGCAUUGGGAGUGGAAGAAUUGCCUUACCGCUUGGAAAGGGCAAUAUUCACGUGGUUUUGCGAAGCCCACGAUCGUUUUAGAGGCUCUAGCUUCACAUGAUCUCUGGAUAUGGCACGCGUUUUUUGGAGCUCCAUGUACCUUAAAAGAUCUCAAUAUACUUGAUCGAUCACCUGUUUUUGAUGAUAUAAUAAAUGGUCAAGCUCCACCAGUGAAUUUCUCUGUAAACGGAAAUGAGUAUCAUCUAGGAUACUAUCUCGCAGAUGGUAUUUAUCCGAUAUGGGCAACUUUUAUCCCAACUAUUAAAAUUCCGCUAUUGCAAGCUCGUUUCGCCAUUAUUAAAAACCCGGCCCUCUUUAUGGAUGAAGUAAAAAUAGGAAAGAUUAUGAGAGCAUGUAUCAUACUUCACAACAUGAUAGUAGAAGACGAACGAGAUGGAGACUAUGAUGAAGCAGAAUUCCAACCAAGAGAAGGAAACAUAAGUUCAGAUGUACGUCAUUCAGAUGAUAUGCCUACGAAUGUCGAAGAAAUGAUGGAUGUUCGAGUAAGUAUUCGUGAUGAACAAAUGCAUCAGCAAUUGAAAAAUGAUUUGGUUGAGAAGAUAUGGGAAACAUUUGGACAUCUUUAUCAACAAAUUGUUGGAGAUACUUAA
Messenger RNA from Microthlaspi erraticum, 672 nucleotides. Lineage: Eukaryota; Viridiplantae; Streptophyta; Magnoliopsida; Brassicales; Brassicaceae. The record is from the annotation of a GenBank genome assembly.